This is a messenger RNA of Myzus persicae (green peach aphid), 1251 nucleotides long. RefSeq lists its product as uncharacterized. The coding region runs from base 1 to 1209 and encodes 402 amino acids. The transcript has 13 exons. The record is from RefSeq and is a predicted model, not a curated record. Lineage: Eukaryota; Metazoa; Arthropoda; Insecta; Hemiptera; Aphididae.
AUGGCUAGCCCUGAUGAAAACUGGCCGGUAUUUGAAGCUCAAAUACUAUCAAGUUCUGAUGAUUUUGAUGUUGCAUACAAGAAACUCAAAAAAGCAGAAACUUAUACUGAUUUAACCACAGAUUUAAACUACCUGCUGGCUGCUGUACCAAAACCUCCUUCAAGUGAUAAUAACAAUACAUCAGAUAAAGACCAAAAAAAGUUAGCUCCUGUAACUGAACGGUUAUACAAAAAGAAUAGAUUAUCAAAUAAACCAGUAUCAUAUGACUAUGAAGAACGUUUUCAAAGUCCAAUCUAUGGCAAACCUUCCAGUGGUCAUCUAACUAACUCAAAAAAUGUCAGUCGAAGCUUAAUCUACAAUAGUAAACCUUCAAGUGACUAUCAAACUGAUUCAAAACUUUUCCAUCCUAGUCCAAGUUAUGAUGAUGAACCUUCCAGUGGCCAUUCUGCAAUUAACUCAAAACAUUCACGCUCAUCAAGUCCAAAUUAUGAUGAACCUUUAUGUGGCCGUGAAGCUAACUCAAAACUUUUCCAUCCUAGUCCAAGUUAUGAUGAACUAUCUUACAGUGACCAUCCAACUAACUCACAAAAUUCAUAUCCAAGUUCAAGCUACAAUGACGACAUAACAGAUAUAUCUCUAUUCCAAAAAGGAAAAAACCGUGAACGACGCCUUUCUAAUAAUGAUUUUCAAGACCGAGUAUUAAGACAACUAUCACAUAUAAAACUUCAUUUAUUAAAAUUAAAUGAAAAAGUUUCAUCGUUGAAUUAUCCUUCGCCACAAAACACAAACAUUGAUACUUACGAUACGAAUAUAUUAGACGAUUUUCCUCUUAAAUUUGAACUUGAUUUACAAAAUGUUGAAAUAAAACUAAAAAAUGAUGAAAUUUAUAAGUCAAACAUGUUGACAGCUCUGUCCAAAAUGGGUGGUUCAAAAACAGAUGAGUCUACCAAGUAUAUUUUAAAAAAAAUAUACUCUGAUCAAUUAGCUAUGUGUUACAGUUGGAUGGGUGGAAAAGGAAAAAAAGUUUUAUCUACCAUGCUACUUCCUAAAAUAAUAAUAGAAGUGGUGCAGAAAAGAAUCCAAAACUCAACUGAAAUAGACAUCGUAAAUUCAAUCAAAAAUUGGUUGCGACAUGCUUAUCAAAGAAACUUAAACAGCUUAAAGGCAGCAGAAAAAAGAAGCGUCCAAAAUAAAGAAGAUGAUGAAUAAGAGAUAGAUAGCACUAUAGAUUACUCACAUGUGUAUACUUAA